AUGCCCUCGUACGCCAAGGAGCUCGAGGUCGCCCAGCUGGCCGUCCAGCGCGCCUCCAUCCUCACCAAGCGCGUCUUCCACGAGAAGGCAAAGGGCACCGUCGACAAGAACGACAAGUCCCCCGUUACCAUUGGCGACUUCGGCGCCCAGGCCCUCAUCAUCUCCGCCCUCCGCCAUCACUUCCCCGACGACGAGAUCGUUGCCGAGGAGGAGGCCGCCCAGCUGCGCUCCGAGCCCGCUCUGCGUGACCAGAUCUGGGAACUCGUCCGCACCACCAAGCUCGAUGACUCCUCAGCCGAGUCCUUCCUCGGUGGCGCCAUUGAAUCUCCCGAGAGCAUGAUGGAUCUCAUCGACCACGGAAACAGCAAGGGGGGUGCUGCCGGCCGCAUAUGGGCCAUCGACCCCAUCGACGGUACUAAGGGAUUCCUCCGUGGCGGCCAGUACGCCGUUUGCCUCGGCCUCAUGGUUGACGGCGACGUUAAGGUCGGCGUCCUCGGCUGCCCUAACCUUCCCGUCGACGAUAAGGCACCUCUGACGGCCGACAUUGGUUCCAACGCCAAUGACGACACAGGUUACGGCGUCAUCUUCUCCGCUGUUCUUGGCCAGGGCGCCACCUCCCGCCCGCUGCGGACGGGCACCAUUGCCGAGGGUGCCCACAUCUCCAUGCGGCCCAUCACCGAGAUGUCGGCAGCGACCUUCUGCGAAAGCGUCGAGGCCGGUCACAGCGCACACGAUGACCAGGCGCAGAUCGCUGCCAAGCUCGGCAUCACCAAGCCCAGUGUCCGCAUGGACAGCCAGAGCAAGUACGGCUCCAUCGCCCGUGGCGCCGGCGAUAUUUACCUCCGCCUGCCCGUCAGUGCGACAUACCAGGAGAAGAUCUGGGACCACGCGGCGGGAGACCUCAUCGUGCGCGAGGCCGGCGGCCAGGUCACGGAUAUCCACGGCAAGAGAUUGGACUUUUCCGUCGGCCGGACAUUGGCAAACAACAAGGGUGUCAUCGCCGCGCCGGCCGCAGUGCACGGAGAUGUCUUGAAGGUUGUACAGGACGUUCUAAGCUCAAAAUCCACCUAG
This is a messenger RNA of Colletotrichum graminicola M1.001, 1071 nucleotides long. RefSeq names its product 3',5'-bisphosphate nucleotidase. Gene Ontology annotation, molecular function: 3'(2'),5'-bisphosphate nucleotidase activity. The coding region runs from base 1 to 1071 and encodes 356 amino acids. The transcript has a single exon. Gene Ontology annotation, biological process: sulfate assimilation; phosphatidylinositol phosphate biosynthetic process. Lineage: Eukaryota; Fungi; Ascomycota; Sordariomycetes; Glomerellales; Glomerellaceae. The record is from RefSeq and is a predicted model, not a curated record.